CUGAACUCUACAUGCAGUUUGAAGGCCUUUCGUAUGGAUUUCGUAAGAUGACAUGUAUUAAUUGAUCGCCCUAAUGACAUCAAGUUUUGUCAGCUUUUUCUGGUGAACCUUCGCUCCUUUUCAUGUCGCGCCUCUCGAUAUCAACAACCCACAGCCUUUCACGAUGCUGGGGACGUUGCGUCGCAGUUCAGUCAUAUCUGCGAUUGGUAUCUGUGUUCUAGUAACGGUCUGGCUCAGCUCGGGGCGAUUACAGAACACCUCGUUUGGUUCCUCGAUUGUGUCCACCAUCUCUCAACACACGACUCCAACCACAUCUACAGCCUCAACGGCGGCGAUAGUCAAGAAUAGCCAUCUCCCUGCUCCAGUCUCGCUAUAUUUUAACCAAGUUUUCUCCCCUGACGACGCGAACCCUCAUGAUUUCCCUGCUCUCCGAAAAGCAUGUGAUCGCGCCACAUGGCACGAGGAUGUCUACCUGCAAUGUGGCGGAAUGUUCGCGGGCAUGACUUCUAUCAUGUCAGAAGUGAAGGUCUGCUUCAAAAUGGCGGUUGAAGCUGGAACGGGGCUCAUUUUACCAACGAUACCGAUAAGAGACAACACCAACUUGCUAGAAUUCAACAACAAUGACGACGAAACUGGCGAUGCAUAUAUGCCAUACGACCAAUGGUUCGACACGAAGCACCUGGUAGAGACGCUGGGCAGAGCAUGUCCGAAGAUGAAGAUCAUUCAUCCAGACCAACUAAAGCCGGACCACGCGAACAAAGUGGCCGUGAAGAACCACUGGGAGAUCGACGUGUCGAAGGCUCCCGGCUAUCAUUUCACCGUUAGCCAUUUCUGGACCGGCAACCCGUUCAGAAAGUUCUUCGACGAUCAGUUGGCCAAACUAGAGAAGGACUCCAGCACCACGGGAACCGGAAUCAGCGUCAUCAAGAUCGCUUCCCUUUUCCUGCUCUACAACAUCACAAAUGACCCUACAGGCGGGGAUCUCAAACUCUGGAAUGAACUAGCAAUGCUCAUCCGGUUCCUCGAGAAGCCAAGACAAAUCGUCAAUCAAUUACUCACACAUAUCAACCGUCCUUAUUACGGGGUGCAUUUUAGAGCAGAGAACGACAGCAUCUGGAAUUCCGCCGAGGAUCAAAUGCACAACGAUCUCGACGUGCUCGACAAGGCCUGGGCCAAGUAUGGGAAAGGCAGCGCUUCCGGCAUCAACUCCCAGAAACCGCUCGUCUACCUCGCAUGCGGAGACGAAAAGCAGGUAGAAAUGUUUGCUGAGGUGGGGAAAACACGUGGUUGGGAAGUGACGCAUAAAUGGGAGCUCGCUCAGAAGAGCGCGAACCCCACGACGCUGGAAAUGAUUAAUGCGCUGCCGUUUGAUUUUCAAGGGGCGGUGGAUAUGGGCAUGAUGGUGCAGAGCUACUUUUUCAUUGGGAUUAGUGGAAGUGCAUUCUCAAAUACAGUGGCCCAUGCGAGGGAUCCAAUUGGACGCUAUAGAUGGAGUUCACUGGAGGAGGAAGAUGAUGGAGGGGCGAGGACUCACAUUGUCAGCGACGGGGUUCAGAGUUCUUAUCCUUGCUGUUUGUAGGUUAGUAUAACAGAAACGAACAUUAAUAUCACUUUGAGAAUGAGGUCAAGGGUCGAGCUUGGCUUGUUUCAACUUCGACAUUCGCUUGUAGUUGCGCAAGUGCCAGAGUUAUGAAUUUCACUUCCGUAUUCGGUACGGAACCUCAAUCUCCGCACCCAACGUCGAGAUCCUCACAUCUAUUAUCCGAAGC
Hyaloscypha bicolor E is the source of this 1769-nucleotide messenger RNA. RefSeq lists its product as uncharacterized. Bases 164 to 1579 code for a protein of 471 amino acids. The transcript is spliced from 2 exons. The record is from RefSeq and is a predicted model, not a curated record. NCBI's taxonomy places the organism in Eukaryota, Fungi, Ascomycota, Leotiomycetes, Helotiales, Hyaloscyphaceae.